AUGGGAGCACGGGGUGCACCUGAGCAAGACAGGGGGCGCGGGGUGCACCUGGGCAAGACAGGGGGCAAGGGGUGCACUUGGGCAAUGGCGGGGGCGCGGGGUGCACCUGAGCAAGACAGGGGGCAAGGGGUGCACUUGGGCAAUGGCGGGGCGCUGGGUGCACCUGGGCAAGACAGGGGGCAAGGGGUGCACUUGGGCAAGACAGGGGGCAAGGGGUGCACUUGGGCAAUGGCGGGGCGCUGGGUGCACCUGGGCAAGACAGGGGGCAAGGGGUGCACUUGGGCAAGACAGGGGGCGCGGGGUGCACUUGGGCAAGACAGGGGGCGCGGGAGCACUUGGGCAAUGGUUGGGUCGCGGGGUGCACCUGGGCAAUGGCGGGGGCGCGGGUGCACCUGGGAAAAAGAGGAGCGCGAGGUGUACCUGGGCAAAAGAUGGGGCGUGGGGUGCUACUAUGCAAUGGCGGGGGCGCGAGCUAGAUUCAACUGGUUCAAGUAUGCAAAUGUCAUCUAUCACAGCCAGCACUGGGAGCACGGGGUGCACCUGGGCAAUGGCGGGGGCGCGGGGUGCACUUGGGCAAGACAGGGGGCGCGGGGUGCACCUGGGCAAGACAGGGGGCAAGGGGUGCACUUGGGCCAUGGCGGGGCGCGGUGCACUUGGGCAAUGGCGGGGGCGCGGGGUGCACCUGGGCAAGACAGGGGGCGCGAGGUGCACCUGGGCAAUGGCGGGGGUGGGGCGCGGUGCACUUGGGCAAUGGCGGGGGCGCGGGGUGCACCUGGGCAAGACAGGGGGCGCGAGGUGCACCUGGGCAAUGGCGGGGGUGGGGCGAGGUGCACUUGGGAAGCAGAGGGGACGCGGAUGUAA
Physella acuta is the source of this 861-nucleotide messenger RNA. Its product is annotated as putative PE-PGRS family protein PE_PGRS46. The record is from RefSeq and is a predicted model, not a curated record. Lineage: Eukaryota; Metazoa; Mollusca; Gastropoda; Physidae.